Molecule: messenger RNA, 9063 nt
Organism: Clunio marinus
Lineage: Eukaryota; Metazoa; Arthropoda; Insecta; Diptera; Chironomidae
Source: the annotation of a GenBank genome assembly
AAAAAUGGAAAACUGCUUCAAAAUCUUUUAAUUUCCUUUGUAAAUAUUGAAGAGGUUUGACUAUUAAGAAAUAAACAUGCGAAGUGGACUAUUGAUGCUCGCUUUCGUUGCGGGGGCUCUUGCUGCACCAUCAGUUUCAGAAAAGAAACCUUUCGCAACGUUGCCUUUUGAUCGUUACUGGAGCUUUGAUGAGAUCACUGAAUAUUUAAAUGAAUUAACUGACGAAUUCCCAGAAAUUUAUUUACUUGAAUCAAUUGGAACAAGUCAGGAAGGCAGACCAAUUCACGGUGUAAGAGUUACUAAUGCAGAACAUCUCGGACAAGAAACACUUCCUGUAAUCCUUGUCACUGCUGGGGCAAGUGCACGUGAUUGGAUAUCUGUGAUGGCAGCAAUAAAUUUAAUACACGAAUUAGUUGAACAUUAUGAAGAUUUCCGUCUAAUUGUUGAUGAUGUUGAAUGGAUUAUCAUUCCAGUAGUCAAUCCUGAUGGCUAUGAAUACUCGAGGGGAGCAAGCCAUCGAGCAUGGAUUAAAAAUCGCUCAGUUACUGAAGGCAGUGAAUGUGUUGGUGUGAAUGUUGAACGAAACUUUGACUUCAACUUCGGUUUGCCACUCAGAGCUAACGAUGACCCAUGCAGCGAUGAAUUCCGUGGACGUUUCGCUGAUUCAGAAGAAGAAACCAUCUCCGUCCAAUUUGCUGUUGAUGCAUUUGCCCGAAUUCAACGCGCUUACAUCACUCUUAGAGCCGGUGCACCUGGUGCACAUUCUCUGAUAGCUCAUCCAUUCUCAAGCAAUAAUGAAUUAUUCCAAUCAAACUUCCAAGAGAGAAUUGGAGUUGGAAAUAUUAUGACUGACGCUAUCUGGCAAGGAAGUGGUCGUCGUUAUCGCAUAGCAAAUGAAGGAAACGUCAUGGGUUUGGCAUCGGGAACAAGUUCAGAUUAUGCAGCUGGUCGUGACAAUGUCCCACUUGCCUACACAAUCUUCACUAGAGCUGGCGGACCGAAUGGUUGGGACGUUCCUGAAAAUCAAAUUGAAGACAUUGUAAAUGAGGUCUUUUUAGCUUUUGAAGCUUUAGGUGUCUACACCGCAGGCUUGCCAGUUCCAACAGGUCAAAGAUUAACAAUGAAAAUUGGAAUAUUUUUACUUGGAUUAUUGGCAGCUGCUUUUGCAGCGCCUUCAUCGGAAGUCACUUCAGUGAAGAAGCCAUUGGGAUCGUUAGCUUUUGAUCGCUAUUGGUCAUUGGAUGAGAUUUAUGACUACAUGGCACAAUUGGAAGCUGAAUUCCCUGACAUCAGUAAAGUUGAGAUCAUGGGUGGCACCGAAGAAGGUAGACGAAUUUAUGGACUUCGUGUCACUAAUGAAGAGCAUCUCGGACAGGAAACACUUCCGAUUAUCUUUGUGACUGCUGGCACAAGUGCACGAGAUUGGAUAUCUGUGAUGGUGGCAGUUAAUCUGAUGCAUGAAUUAGUUGAACAUUACGAAGACUUCCGACACAUUGUUGAUGAUGUUGAAUGGUUUAUCUUGCCUGUUGCUAAUCCCGACGGCUAUGAAUUCUCAAGAACAGAAGGAAAUCGUGCAUGGAUUAAAAAUCGUGCUGCAAUUCCCGACAGUGAUUGCGUUGGCAUCAAUAUCGAACGAAACUUUGAUUUCAACUUCGGUUUGCCACUCAGUUCAAGUGAUGAACCUUGCAGUAGUAACUUCCGAGGGCCUUUCGGUGAUUCCGAAGAAGAAACCAAAACAAUUCAAUUCGCAGUUGACGUUUUUGCACGAAUUCAACGUGGUUACGUCACUAUUAGAAGCGGUUUAACAGGUGCAGAUACGACCAUUGCUUAUCCAUUCUCAAGUAACAAUGAAUUAUUCCAACCAAACUUCCGUGAAAGAAUUGCAGUUGGUAACAUUAUGGCAAAUGCUAUCAGGGAAGGAAGUGGAGCGACUUAUCGAGUGGCAAGUGAAGCAAAUGUCAACAAUUUAGCAUCGGGAACAAGCAACGAUUAUGCAGCUGGUCGUGACAACAUUCCACUUGCCUACACAAUCUUCACUAGGGCUGGUGGACCGAAUGGUUGGGACGUUCCCGAAGAUCAAAUUCAAGGCAUUGUCGAUGAAAUCUUCUUCGCUCUUGAAGCAAUCGGUCUUUAUACAGCUGACAUGCCACUUCCAACAGCACAAAUUUCCAUCGGUUCAACUGAUGUUGAAGCCAGUGAUUUUGGUCAAUUUCAGUCACCUCCUGGACCUACACCAGGUCCACCUUGCAUAUACGAAGGAGAAACAUAUCCAAAUGGAGCCCACGUUUACGAGGAUGGGAGCUGUAAAAAAUAUUAUUGCAACAAUGGGGAAAUAGAAUUCUAUUGGUUUAGUGACUGUGGUUACCACGAUUUAUUGUCACAAGAUGUUGACGUAAGUAAGUGUACGAAAACCUACACAGAAGGAGUUUGUUGUCCCAGAUAUGAUUGUCCACCAGAAGCUUAUCCAGAAUGAAACUUAUUUCUUAACUUAUUUUCAUUUACUAGUUGCAAAGUUUAUGAAGUUGAAGUGACAACUGAAAGUGAUGCAAAAUAUUUGAAAUCAUUUGAUGGUGAUGAAGGAUUUGAUUUUUGGUCGUUGCCUAAAAUGAUUGGAACAGUUUCAACUGUUAUGGUUAAGCCAAAGCAACAAGAAAUGUUUGAAAGAUUUCUUAAUGAGAAACAAAUGCGUUACCGAAUCUUAAUAGAUGACUUAGAAAAAUCAUUUGAAUUGGAACGUCAAGCUCAAUUGGAAAAUAUUCGAACUGAUUCUUUAAUCACAUUCGACCGAUAUUACCAACAUAGUGAGAUUAACAAAUAUCUUGAUUAUCUACAGGAAGAAUUAUUUAAUCAUUCAGCAAUUAUAGUUGAAACGGUCGGAAAAUCAUUUGAGGGACGCGAUAUUAAAAUUAUUACAAUAACGAAUGGCGAUGGUCGGAAGAAAAAUUCAAUUUUCAUCGAUGCUGGCAUUCAUGCUCGAGAAUGGAUUUCACCAGCCACUGCACUUUAUUUAAUUAAUCAACUUGUUGAUCCAACGACCGACUAUUCGAGAUUGCUGAACGAACUUGAUUUCACUAUCAUGCCGGUUGUCAACCCCGAUGGUUAUCAAUACACUCACGAUAAGAAUCGAUUGUGGCGUAAAACUCGAAGUCUCAACUCGGGACCUUGUUAUGGAACUGACGGAAAUAGAAAUUUCGAUUAUCAUUGGGGAGAAGUUGGAGCGUCCGAUCAGUCUUGUUCAGAAAUUUAUAGAGGUGUGGAAGCUUUUUCUGAAGUUGAAACUCAAUUACUUCGUAGCGCCGUCAGAGAUUUGAGAGAAAGUUGCAAAUUUUAUUUAACUUUGCAUUCGUAUGGAAAUUUAUUAUUGUAUCCUUGGGGAUGGACAAGUGAUUUACCUGAAACAUGGAGAGAUAUCGAUGAUAUCGCUAGAAUUGGAGCUGAAGCCAUUCAGAACUCGACAGGUACAACGUACACUGUUGGCAGUUCAACAAAUAUUUUAUAUGCUGCUGCCGGUGGAAGUGACGAUUACAUGUUCGCUGUCGAAAAUAUUCCCAUUUCAAUAACAAUGGAACUUCCUGGAGGUGGUGCAUUUGGUUUCGAUCCACCACCCAACAGCAUUCUUAGAAUUGUGAAGGAAUCAGCUUAUAAAACACGGUCGUCGUUUCAUGGACGAUUUUAUUCAUUAAAUAUUUGCUGUCGAAUCAUAAUGAAGACCUUAUUAGUGCUUUGCUUCGUUGUUGUUUUCAUAAACCUUUCCUUCGGUUUUGAGAACCUGAAAAACUUUAAAGUUUAUGACGUGACAUCAAAUUCGAAGAAUAUCGACGGACUUUUAGAAUGGCGAGAUGCAGAAGGAGUUGAUUUUUGGAGAGCUGGCGCUGCUGGGACGGUUUCACGUAUAGCAGUGCAACCUUUGUUACAAGACGCCUUUGAGAUGUUUUUGAAGUCAGAACAAUUUGAUUACGAAGUUUAUAUCGAAGACGUUGGUGAACUUGAACACAUUUUUGAAGAAGAUAAAGUUCGAAGAUUAAGCCGAAAAACAUCUGCAAUCGAGCCAUUGUCAUCACCCGACUUUGGAGUGUUUUGGACAUCUGAUGAGAUGGAUUUGUUCUGUCGUCGUUUAGCCAUUGAAUAUCCACAAUUUGUUGAACGUGAAGUCAUUGCAAGAUCAUUUGAGGGUCGAGAUGUUUUCGCUUUGAAAUUUUCAAUCGGUGGCUUUGGACGUAAACCGCUGAUGUUUAUUGACGGUGGAAUGCAUGCACGAGAAUGGGUCAGUCAAGCAACGUUGAUGUAUUUCAUUCACAGAAUGGUUGAAGAUCCAGUCACAAGAGUUGAAAUGCUUGGUGAAGCUGAUUGGAUUAUUAUUCCUAACUUGAAUCCAGAUGGUUACACUUGGUCUUACACUUCAAGUCGAUUGUGGAGACAAAAUCGUCAUCGAAUCAAUUCUACUUGCGUUGGUGUUGAUUUAAACAGGAAUUUCAGAUACAGUUGGAGGGCACCCAAUCCAAAUACUUGUGGCGGUUUAACCUUCCCUGGACUUACUCCACUUUCCGAAAUCGAGUCGCUUGCCUUAAACAAUUACAUGACUCAACAUCGUGCCAAUGUUCGUUUAUACAUGAGCGUUCAUAGUUUCGGUGACAUGGUCUUAUAUCCAUGGGGAUUCUCAGGGUCAUCUGGAUGGAUUUCUAAUUGGGAAGAACAUCAUCAGGUCGGUUUACUGUGGGCAAACGCUAUAAGAGAACAGACUGGAAAGGUUUAUCGUGUUGGAAACAUUGCCGAUAUUUUGGGAAAUGCUUUUGGAGCGAGUGACGAUCACAUGGCAGGAGAACAACGAGUAAACUUGGUUUAUACUCUUGAACUAACUGGCGGUGGCAUAACUGGGUUUGAUUUCCCAGAAUCGCGACUUGGAGAUUUAGUGAUUGAGUCUCCCAGUUGUUGUUUGGAUUUCGAUGAGAAUUGUAAUAAAAAUUUUACGAUGAAGUUGGUAAUUUUAUUUUCAAUUUUUUCCUUCGUGCUUGCCAAAGAUUACACAAAUUAUAAAGUGUAUGACGUAACACCUAACAGAGAACAAAUUAAAGAUUUAAAAGCAUGGGAAUUUCAAAUGGGAAUUGAUUUCUGGAUGUCUCGUGGAGUUGAUCAAACAUCAAGGAUUAUGGUGUCACCGGAAGUUGAAGAAUCUUUCGUUAAUUUCCUGAAUAAGGAAGGAAUUGAUAAUAAAUUAAUUAUUGAAGACGUUCAGUCAUCGUUGGAUAGAGAUGCGAAUUUAAUUCGACACUCGAGGUCAAAACGAAGCGCAUUUCAAGCGAAUGGUGAACCAGACUUUACACUUUUCUUAAGCUAUGAAGAAAUGGAAUCUUUCACAAUCAGUCUUGCGCAACAAUAUCCGAAUUUGGUGAAACGUGACGUUAUCGGCCGGUCUAUUGAAGGCCGCGAUAUUUUUGGAAUGAGAGUUUCAAGUGGCACAGAGUUUGGAAAGAAACCGAUAAUUUUUAUUGAUGCCGGCAUUCACGCCAGAGAAUGGGUUGGUCCACAUGUUGUUCUUUACUUACUCAAUCAAUUGGUAACAAACGCUACAGUCACGUCUGAACUUCUCGACAGAGUUGAUUGGGUAAUUGUGCCAAAUGCAAAUCCAGAUGGUUACGUUUACUCACAAUCAGAAGACAGACUUUGGCGUAAAAAUCGUCGUUAUGUUAAUUACACAUGUACUGGAAUUGAUUUAAAUCGAAAUUUUGGAUAUGUUUGGAGAUAUUCUGCAAAUAGCUGCCCAACAAUUGGAUAUCCUGGACCACAUGCUUUGUCAGAACCUGAAACUGUCGCUCUUACUUCUUACAUGGAAAGCUUCAAAUUUAAUCUUCGCUUGUAUCUGAGCACACAUUCGUACGGUGAUUACGUGCUUUGGCCUUUUGGAUUUGCUUCCAAUGUUUAUAUUAAAAAUUGGAGAGAACACGAUGAAGUUGGGAAACUUUGGGCUAAUGCGAUAAGAGCAGCUACAGGAAAAGAAUAUCGUGUAGGAAAUAGUGCUGACAUUUUAUAUACAGCUAAUGGUGCUUCUGAUGAUCAUGCUGUAGCUCAUGCGAACGCGAAUUUAGCAUACACUCUUGAGUUGACAGGUGGUGGAAGUGCAGGUUUUGAUUUUCCACAAGAUAAAGUUUACGAUUUAGCAGUAGAAACAUUCCUUGGCUAUCGCCAAUUUGGAUUCAAGAAUUUUUUAAAGAAAAUUAAACAGAAAAUGAUUUUAAAAAUAUUUUUUAUUUGGUGUUUCAAUUUCUUUCUCUUUACUUCAGCUUUGAAAGAUUACACAAAUUAUAAAAUUUAUGAUGUAACACCCGAACGUGAUCACGUGGAUGAGCUUGUGAAAUGGGAAUAUAAGGCUGAUAUUGAUUUCUUAACGAAGAAGGGCAGUGGAAAACCUUGGAGGAUUAUGGUGUCACCACAUAUCGAAGAUUCGUUUCUAGACUUUCUAUCAUCAAAUGAAAUUCAACAUAAAUUGAUUCUUGAUAACGUUGAAUCAUCAAUUCAAGAAGAAAGAAAUCUUCGAAAACGAUCAAAGAGAAAUGUUUUAUCUGAUGGAAUUAGGAACCCAAAUUUUGAGCUUUAUUGGAGUUUUGAAGAAAUGGAAACUUAUACGCUCACACUCGCGCAAUUACAUCCUAAUCUGGUCAAACGUGAAAUCAUAGGAAAGUCAAUUGAAGGUCGAGAUAUCAUUGGAUUACGAAUUUCAAGUGCUUUGGAGUUUGGAAAGAAUCCAAUAAUAUUCAUUGACGCUGGAACUCAUUCUCGAGAGUGGGUUGGUCCACAUACAGUUUUAUAUUUCAUUGAUCAACUCGUCACUAAUGCAACAGUUCGUGAUGAACUUCUUGAGAAAGUCGAUUGGGUGUUCAUUCCCAAUGUUAAUCCUGAUGGUUAUGUCUACACACAAACUGAAGACAGAUUUUGGCGGAAAAAUCGAAGACUUGUCAAUUACACAUGUACUGGAGUAGAUUUAAACAGAAAUUAUGAAUACGCAUGGAGACAAGUUCCGAACAGCUGUUCAACAUUAAACUACCCAGGAUCGCAUCCACUAUCAGAACCAGAAACUUUUGCAGUUGCAAACUACAUGAAAACAUUCAAAUAUAACUUAAAAUUGUAUUUAAGUGUUCACUCUGCGGGUCCACAAGUGUUGUGGCCAUUCGGCUUCGAUUUUGGUGUUUAUGUGAUGAAUUGGAAGGAACAUGAUUAUUUGGGUCAUUUAUGGGCAGACGAAGUUUAUUUGGCUACUGAGACAUUAUUUGAAGUGGGGAAUAGUGCAGAUAUUUUAUACACUUCUAAUGGUGCUUCUGACGACUACGCUUUAGCUUAUGCAGAUGCAAAACUUGCCUACACCAUCGAAUUACCUCCAAGUGAAUACAACCAUCACGACUAUCCACAAGACAUGGUUUUUGACCUCGUGAAGGGAAUCUUUUACGGAUAUCGUGCAAUGGGAUUGUAUAUUGGCGAGAAUUAUAAUUAACAAAGAGCUUUGAAAGUUCGUCUUGAUGGAGAGAAUGAAUUGAAAUUUUGGCUAGAGUUAAAAGAAAAAGCAAACGAAUGGGACAUUACAGUAGAGAAGGAAGCCGCGAGACUUAACACUUCGUUUGUUUUUACGUUUGGAGUUUGUAAAUGGCCAGAAAUUUAUUCUCUCAUAAAUGAGCUUGAUAUUAGCAACUACGAAGAAUUCAAUCCAAAUUCUAGAGAAAGUGUUAAUAGUCGCAGAAGAUCGUUUCUGCAUUUAGAUGCUGACACAAUCACUAAACGUUAUCUUUCUUAUGACGAAGGAAACGAAUAUAUUGAAAUACUUGCAAAGGAAAUCGAAGCGAGAAAUUCUAAAAUUUCAGUCGAAGUUAAGACUGAAGGUUUGUCUUAUGAAAAGAGAGAAAUAAAAUCUGUCACUGUAAAAUAUGCUAGCAAACCUAACAAUCCUGUAAUGAUGAUUGAAGCUGGAAUGCAUGCUCGUGAAUGGCAUGCUAGAUCGAUGGGAUUAUAUUUGCUUAGGAUAUUAUGUGAAGAAGCGGCAAUGGAUAGCAACGGAAUCAUAUUCAAUGCCACGUUUGUUAUUGUUCCAACAGCCAACCCUGAUGGUUAUGAAUACAGUCGAACAGAAGAAAGUUUAUGGCGUAAGACAAGAAGCAAAAAUCCUGAAAGCAGUUGCAUUGGAGUUGAUGGAAAUCGAAAUUUUGACAUCCAUUGGCGAAGUGGCACUGAAGAACUCAAGCCUUGUAGCAACGUUUAUCGAGGUUCAAUGCCAUUUUCAGAGGCAGAAACAAAAGUAAUUCAAAACCUUAUGGAGAAGGUUAAAAAGUCCUGUAAAAUGUACAUUUCAAUUCAUUCUUAUGGCAACACAAUUUUAUAUCCAAAUGGAUAUACAACAGCUAAGCAUGCACGAGAUAGGGAAUUAGAUCAAGUAGCUCAAGCUGCAGCUUAUGAAAUUAAAGGUCAGACUGGAACGAUUUUCAUUCCUGAUCAAUCAGGUUCUAGUUUAUAUGUUGCUGCCGGUGGAAGUGACGAUUAUGCUAUUGAUGUUAUGAAAAUUCCAUUUGCGUAUACUCUCGAACUUGGUGCAGAAGACUUGGGAUUUGCUGUUCCAGUUGAAUAUCUGAAACAAACUUUAGAAGAAGGAUGGAUUGUUAUUAAAACAAUGGUUGUAACAGUUCUUACAAUGUAAUCAGCUACACAGUUUUUGUUUUAUUUAAUCUGAUUCAAAAUUAUUUUGGCAGCAUUAAACAGAAAAUAAAAAAUUUGAUAAUUGGUCGAGCUUUCAGAAAAAAGUAAAGUUUUGACAUCAUUUUUGUUUCCAGAAGGGAAAUGAAAAACUUUGUAAUUUUAAUUAACUACUUAAUAGAAACAAGCGGGUCCUAUUUCAACCCAGAACUUUUGACCUGAUUCAGAAAUAUCUCUCACAGCGAUAUCAGUGAGUGGAAGUCUUGAAGAUUUUUCAGUAGUGUAAGAAAUAACUGUUUUUGACCACGAAUCUCUACGACUUCUACAACCAUCUUCAAUGGUGUCGUAUUGCAGUCUUUGAGGUCCCUUUGGAAGAAGUUCAUUAUCGUUCCA